AUGAUGAAGUCAAAAACAGCCAGAGGAGACUUCCAGGGGGCUAGACCUGGGCAGGAGGUGGGGUCCGGCAGCUACGCCAGGAUCACGCAGGGGAGGCCAGGGCCGCUGCGGGGCAGGGACCCCACCAAAGCAGCUCCCCACUGGCCCUCAGUGCCCUCCGCGCCUCCAUUCAGGCUCCAGCCUCAGCCUCCUGCGCCCUUUCUGACUGGUUUCCUCUCCCUCCUUGAGCAGGGCCUGAAAAGCAUGUUCGAGGUGUACCUGGUGGGGAACAACUCCCACCACUUCAUCAUCUCCCCCACCUCCGUCCAAGGGAAAGCGGACAUUCGCAUCCGUGUGGCCAUCCCCCUGGACUAUGAGACCGUGGACCGCUACGACUUUGACCUCUUUGCCAAUGAGAGUGUGCCCGACCAUGUGGGCUAUGCCAAAGUGAAGAUCACUCUCAUCAACGAGAAUGACAACAGGCCCAUCUUCAGCCAGCCACUGUACAACGUCAGCCUGUACGAGAACGUCACUGUGGGGACCUCUGUGCUGACAGUCCUGGCAACAGACAAUGAUGUGGGCACCUUCGGGGAGGUCAACUACUUCUUCAGUGAUGACCCUGACAGAUUCUCCCUGGACAAGGACACAGGGCUUAUCAUGCUGAUUUCCAAACUGGACUAUGAGCUCAUCCAGCGCUUCACCUUAACAGUCAUUGCGCGGGACGGGGGCGGCGAGGAGACCACGGGCCGGGUCAGGAUCAAUGUGUUAGAUGUAAACGACAACGUGCCCACCUUCCAGAAGGAUGCCUAUGUGGGUGCCCUGAGAGAGAACGAGCCUUCAGUCACGCAGCUGGUGCGGCUCCGGGCGACAGACGAAGACUCUCCUCCCAACAACCAGAUCACCUACAGCAUCGUCAGUGCCUCUGCCUUUGGAAGCUUCUUCGACAUCAGCGUGUAUGAGGGUUAUGGAGUGAUCAGUGUGAGCCGCCCCCUGGAUUACGAACAGAUUUCCAAUGGGCUGAUUUAUCUGACGGUCAUGGCCAAGGACGCUGGCAACCCCCCUCUCAAUAGUACUGUCCCCAUCACCAUCAAGGUGUUUGAUGAGAACGACAACCCUCCCACCUUCAGCAAGCCUGCCUACUUCGUCUCUGUGGUGGAGAACAUCAUGACAGGAGCCACAGUGCUGUUCCUGAAUGCCACGGACCUGGACCGCUCCCGGGAAUAUGGCCAGGAGUCCAUCAUCUACUCCUUGGAGGGCUCCUUGCAGUUUCGGAUCAAUGCCCGCUCAGGUGAGAUCACCACCACGUCUCUGCUUGACCGAGAGACCAAGUCUGAAUACAUCCUCAUCGUACGUGCGGUGGACGGGGGUGUGGGCCACAACCAGAAAACUGGCAUCGCCACUGUAAACAUCACUCUCCUGGACAUCAACGACAACCACCCCACCUGGAAGGAUGCUCCCUACUACAUCAACCUGGUGGAGAUGACGCCUCCAGACUCUGACGUGACCACGGUGGUGGCAGUGGACCCAGACCUGGGGGAGAAUGGCACUGUGGUGUACAGCAUCCAGCCGCCCAACAAGUUCUGCAGCCUCAACAGCACCACGGGCAAGAUCCGCACCACCCACGUCAUGCUGGACCGUGAGAACCCUGACCCCCACGAGGCAGAGCAGAUGCACAAGGUCAUCGUCUCCGUCACUGACCGGACGGACCCCUCGUGCGGCAGACCCCCUCUGAGGGCCACCAGUCGUGCCACAGGGUCUGUGAACCUCUUGGACCUCAAUGACAACGACCCCACCUUUCAGAACCUACCUUUCGUGGCCGAGGUGCUAGAAGGCACCCCCGCAGGGGUCUCCAUCUACCAAGUGGUGGCCAUAGACCUGGACGAGGGCCUGAAUGGUCUGGUGUCCUACCGCAUGCAAGUGGGCAUGCCCCGCAUGGACUUCCUCAUCAACAGCAGCAGCGGCGUGGUGGUCACCACCACCGAGCUGGACCGCGAGCGCAUUGCCGAGUACCAGCUGCGGGUGGUGGCCAGCGAUGCAGGCGCGCCCACCAAGAGCUCCACCAGCACACUCGCCAUCCGUGUGCUGGAUGUGAACGACGAGACGCCCACCUUCUCCCCAGCCGUGUACAACGUGUCCGUGUCCGAGGACGUGCCGCGGGAAUUCCGGGUGGUCAGGCUGAACUGCACGGACAACGACGUGGGCCUCAACGCUGAGCUCAGCUACUUUAUCACAGGUGGCAACGUGGAUGGGAAGUUCAGCGUGGGCUACCGCGAUGCCAUUGUGAGAACGGUGGUGAACCUGGACCGGGAGACCACAGCUGCAUACACUCUCAUCUUGGAGGCCAUUGACAACGGUCCUGUUGGGAAGCGGCGCACAGGCACAGCCACCGUGUUUGUCACUGUCUUGGAUGUGAACGACAACCGGCCGAUCUUUCUUCAGAGCAGCUAUGAGGCCAAUGUCCCCGAGAACAUCCCUGAAGGCCACAGCAUCGUGCAGCUGAAAGCCACAGAUGCAGAUGAGGGCGAGUUUGGGCGUGUGUGGUACCGCAUCCUCCAUGGUAACCAUGGCAACAAUUUCCGGAUCCAUGUCAGCAACGGUCUCCUGAUGCGAGGACCCCGGCCCCUGGAUCGGGAGCGGAACUCAUCCCAUGUGCUGAUAGUGGAGGCCUACAACCAUGACCUGGGCCCCAUGAGGAGCUCCGUCAGGGUGAUAGUGUACGUGGAGGACGUGAACGACGAGGCCCCUGUGUUCACGCAGCAGCAGUACAGCCGCCUGGGACUUCGCGAGACCGCAGGCAUCGGCACUUCGGUCAUCGUUGUCCGAGCCACAGACCGAGACACUGGAGAUGGUGGCCUGGUGAACUACCGCAUCGUGUCGGGCGCAGAGGGGAAGUUCGAGAUUGAUGAGAGCACAGGCCUGGUCAUCACUGUGGAUUACCUAGACUACGAGACCAAGACCAGCUACCUGAUGAACGUUUCCGCCACUGACCAGGCCCCUCCCUUCAACCAGGGCUUCUGCAGCGUCUAUGUCACUCUGCUCAAUGAGCUGGACGAGGCCGUGCAGUUCUCCAACGCCUCCUAUGAGGCUGCCAUCUUGGAGAACCUGGCACUGGGCACCGAGAUUGUGCGGGUCCAGGCCUACUCCAUUGACAACAUCAACCAGAUCACCUACCGCUUCGACGCCUACACCAGUGCCCAGGCCAAAGCCCUCUUCAAGAUCGAUGCCAUCACGGGUGUGAUCACAGUCAAGGGCCUGGUGGACCGGGAGAAGGGUGACUUCUACACUUUGACAGUGGUGGCAGAUGACGGCGGCCCCAAGGUGGACUCCACUGUGAAGGUCUACAUCACUGUGCUGGACGAGAAUGACAACAGCCCCCGGUUUGACUUCACCUCUGACUCGGUGGUCAGUGUGCCCGAGGACUGCCCUGUGGGCCAGCGAGUGGCCACCAUCAAGGCCCGGGACCCUGACGCUGGCAGCAAUGGGCAGGUGGUCUUCUCCCUGGCCUCAGGAAACGUCGCUGGGGCCUUUGAGAUCGUCACCACCAAUGACUCCAUUGGUGAAGUGUUUGUGGUCAGGCCCCUGGACAGAGAAGAGCUGGAUCACUACAUCCUCAAGGUUGUGGCUUCUGACCGUGGCACCCCUCCACAGAAAAAGAACCACAUCCUGCAGGUGACCAUCCUGGACGUGAAUGACAACCCUCCAGUGAUCGAGAGCCCCUUUGGUUACAAUGUCAGUGUGAAUGAGAAUGUUGGCGGGGGUACUGCCGUGGUCCAGGUGAGAGCCACCGACCGUGACAUCGGCAUCAACAGCAUCCUGUCCUACUACAUCACCGAGGGCAACGGGGACAUGACCUUCCGCAUGGACCGCAUCAGCGGCGAGAUCGCCACACGGCCCGCCCCACCCGACCGCGAGCGCCAGAGCUUCUACCACCUGGUGGUCACUGUCGAGGACGAGGGCACCCCCACCUUGUCGAGCAGCUCUAUGGGAUGUUACCUGCCUGGACUCAAGCCAGCCCUCCCUGGCACAGGACCAACCUUCCUGGAGGACAAGGGCAUGUAA
Messenger RNA from Galeopterus variegatus (Sunda flying lemur), 4038 nucleotides. RefSeq names its product cadherin-23-like. The transcript has 28 exons. The record is from RefSeq and is a predicted model, not a curated record. Gene Ontology annotation, cellular component: plasma membrane; catenin complex. Gene Ontology annotation, biological process: homophilic cell-cell adhesion. Bases 1 to 4038 code for a protein of 1345 amino acids. Gene Ontology annotation, molecular function: cadherin binding; calcium ion binding. Lineage: Eukaryota; Metazoa; Chordata; Mammalia; Dermoptera; Cynocephalidae.